AUGGCGACCACGAUCACAUUACGACAAUACGCAGUCCCAGUUGCAAUAUCAAUCCUCUCAGUUCUUUACAGGUGAGUAACCUCGCCUUAAACAUUUAUACAAAUAUGAAAUCAUAUUUUCAGACCGAAAUUGUGCAUUUCAAGAGUGGUCAAAUAUCAAAACACAUUGCCAAAUGGCAUGAGAUUACCUCUGACCCAGAGGUUCUAGGUUCGUGGACUUCACAUUGAAUUCUCGACCGAACCUUAUCAAUGACAAAGGGUAUAAUAGAAAAAUCACAACAUGAGCCGGGAGAGUUUAUCUCCCCCAUAUUUCUAAAGGAGAAAAAAGAUGGAUCAUACAGAAUGAUCCUCAAGCGACCAAAUGCUCAUGUUCAAUACCACCAUUUCAAAAUGGGGUCAAUUCAGUCAGCCAUUAGACUGCUGACACCAAACUGUUUUAUGGCAUCAUCAAUCUGAAAGAUGCAUACUAUACUGUGUCCCAAUAGCGAGCUUCCACCACAAAUAUCUAAAAUUUGAGUGGUAUGGGUCACUGUACCAGUUUACUUGCUUCACCAAUGGCCUAGUAGCCUGUUGCCCACGCAAGUUCACAAAACUAAUGAAGCCAGUACUUUGUUACCUCAGGAAAUUGGGUCACCAAUCCUCCCUUUACAUUGACGACUCAUUACGAACAGGUCAAACCUAUGACGACUGUGCAGCUAAUGUGAUUGACACAACACAGCUCAUAGACAACUUGGGGUUUAUAGCUCACCCUGACAAAUCUGUUUUCAUCCCCACUCAUGAAUUAGACCAUCUUGGUUUCACACUGAACUCCAGUAACUCCAAAACUAUGCAGGUGACUAUAACACCUGGAAAGAAGUUGAAUCUCAUAGAAACAUGUAAGGAACUCCUUACGAAAGAAUACCCUUCUAUCCAUGAGGUUGCUAGGGUAAUAGGCUUGCUCAUCUCAAACUUCCCAGGUGUUGCAAUGGGACCACUACAUGACAGACUUUCUGAAGCUGACAUAAUGCAGCACUUAAACAUAACAAACGAAAGUUUGAUGCCACUGUGCACUCUCGGCUGAAGCCAAGGAAGAACUUGUGUGGUGGAUAAAUAACAUUGACACUGCAUUCAACCCAGUGCAUAGGGGGCAACCUAACAUAACCAUACAGACAGAUCAGAUGCUUCAAACUGAGAUGGGGAUGUGCACUGGGUGACAAAACAACUAGUGGACUCUGGGGCCAAACUGAGUCUUAUGAACACAUAAUUUACUUAGAAACACUAGCAGUCUUUCUGUCACUUAAAUCCUUUUAGCAUAUUCUAAGUGGCAACCAUGCAAUGAUCAUGGUGGAUAAUACCACUGCUGAAAGCAUCAUUAGAGAAAUGGUAACCAGCCUAUGUAGUGCUAGAUUAAAUCACCUGGUAAAACAAAUUUGGCAGUGGUGAGAAAGCCAGAAAAUAUGGAUAACAAUGGCACACAUACCAGGGGUUGAAAGCUGUCAAGCAGACUUUCAGCCUCUGUCUUUCAAUUGGGGGACUGAAUGGUGUCUUAGGUAACAAAGACAUAGUAUUACUUACCUUGGCAUGUAACAUGCUCAGGUUUACCCCUGACAUUGAUCUAUUUGUUUCCAGAAUCAACCAUCGUAGCAUUUAGACCAGACCCUGAAGCAAUUGCCAUUAAUGCCUUUCACAUGACAUGGACUCAAUUUGCUCUGUAUGCUUUCCCACCAUUUAGUGUGAUAAUGCAAGUGCUACAGAAAGUCCAAGAAGAUCAAGCCUCAGGGAUCCUAGUGAUCCCAUAUUGGCCAACACAGAUAUGGUGGCUGAAAGCAAUGAACAUGAUUGUCCAACAGCCAAUUGUCUUACCAAAAAGCAAGGAACUAUUAUUUCUCCCCAACCAACCCAACAAAAUAUAUGGGACAUGAGCAUUGUCUUAAACCACCUUAAACAGUCUAAAAUUGCCAAAGAACUGUUACUGAAAGACUUAACUCUAAAGCUUGUUAUGCUAAUGGGACUUUUGUCUGGGCAGCGAUGCCAGACUCUGCAAUCAUUAAGUAUUGACAGCAUGAAACUUGGUGAUGAUGAGUGUGUUUUUCCCAUUAACAAACUACUGAAAACCACCAAACCUGGUUCCAAACCACUAAAACUGCUUUAA
Molecule: messenger RNA, 2130 nt
Organism: Paramuricea clavata
Lineage: Eukaryota; Metazoa; Cnidaria; Anthozoa; Malacalcyonacea; Plexauridae
Source: the annotation of a GenBank genome assembly